This is a messenger RNA of Fimicolochytrium jonesii, 1270 nucleotides long. RefSeq names its product C2 domain-containing protein. The transcript is spliced from 2 exons. Gene Ontology annotation, molecular function: calcium ion binding. The record is from RefSeq and is a predicted model, not a curated record. The coding region runs from base 75 to 1031 and encodes 318 amino acids. NCBI's taxonomy places the organism in Eukaryota, Fungi, Chytridiomycota, Chytridiomycetes, Spizellomycetales, Powellomycetaceae.
ACAAACACCUUGCACACAGCAUAGCACAUCAACCCCACAUUUAAUCACACAAAACUAUCAUCGACAGUUUAAAAAUGCUUUCCUCCAUCACCAACAAGAUUAAGUCCGCCGUCCACCACGACAAGGCUGCCGAUGUUCACCACGAGGGCCCCGUUACUGACGCUUCUCUGAAGACUACCGACCACACCAACCCACCCGUUACUCGCUCCGUUCCCCAGAGCGGCGUCAACACCCUUCCCGGCACGUCCAACCCCACCGCCAACCCCAAUGUCGCCCCCGCCGCCGAGGGCCACCAGUACGGUGAGGGUGUCAUCGGUGGGAUGGCCGGCGCUACCAACGAGCCUGGUCACUUCACCAGCAAGGCCCCAGGUGCUCCCGGAAAUGGCCUCCUCCCCCACGCCCCUGAGGCUAGCGCCAAGGUGCACCCAAACGCGACAACCGCUGCCAACCCUGAUGCUCGUCUACACGGUAUCUUGACCGUGACCGUUCUCGAGGCUGAGAACCUGGCCAAGAUGGAUUGGACCGGCGAGAACGACAACUACGUCAUCGUUGAACUUGACCACACCCCCGCCGGCCAGGCGCAAGCCGCCAUCCACGACAUCAAGGAGCCCACCGAGUCCGCCCAAAGGACGCAAGUCCAGCCGGGCGCCUCCCCGAUCUGGAACGAGCGUCUCGUGUUCCCUGUCCCCCAAUCAUCGUCUGGCACCGUCCCCACUUCGCUUCGUGUCUCCAUCUGGGACGAGGACUACAACGCUCACGAUCUCGUCGGCGCCGGGAUCGUCGCCGUGCCUCAGGGCUUCUUGACUGCUAACAAGCAAGGAAUGCUCACCCAGUGGGUCGAGUUGAGGCAUAAGGAUAAGCCGGCGGGCAAGGUCUGCCUCGUGUUGCACUUUGUGCCAGAGACCAUGUUUGACUACAUGGGCAAAAAGUACAACAACGCCGCCGCUGCCGCGAAGAAGAAGGUGAUUGCCGCUGUUGUUGGCAAGGUCACCUCUACGGCCCAAAGCCAGAUUAUGGGCUACGUCGCUUAGAGUGAGCGUGGAUUUUUGGAUACCCACAUGUGUAUAUAAACGAGUGUGCAGAGCAUUGCAACCCCAUUCAGAAGUUUUGAAUCCAAAAACAUAUAUACCCACCACCUAGUCCUUGCACUAUGUUGUUGUUGCUCUGGUUAACUUUCGAUAUUGACAAAUAUUGAGCUCCAUGUCCCUCCAAAAUGUAGCCGGCAUAACUGUCCACGCGCGAAAGUCCUUAGAAGUCCCACAAGGGGUGA